Molecule: messenger RNA, 1497 nt
Organism: Recurvomyces mirabilis
Lineage: Eukaryota; Fungi; Ascomycota; Dothideomycetes; Mycosphaerellales; Teratosphaeriaceae
Exons: 2
Coding region: 1-1497 (498 amino acids)
Cellular component (GO): nucleus
Molecular function (GO): RNA 7-methylguanosine cap binding; mRNA binding
Source: RefSeq, a predicted model, not a curated record
AUGGCUACCGACGCCGCCAUGGCAGACAUGGAUAUCGACAUCGACUAUGGCAUGGACGAGGACACGGCGCGCAUGCUAGCUGAAGCCGAAGCCAUGCAAUCUACAAAUGGCAUUGAUACUGGGGAGAUGAAUGGAGUGGAGGAGGCAGCAGAGGACGGCGAGGUCGAGCAGAAUGCGCUGGUGCCAAAAGUGCAUGUCCGUGGCGUGGAUGAUCUGAGCACGCGGGAUGUGGAAAACUUCGCCAAUGAGCACUUCUCCUAUGAUCUGUUUAAGAAGGUGGAGUGGGUCAAUGAUUCUGCCGUGAACCUGAUCUACGAUACCGAUGCGGCAGCAGCAGACGCACUCACAGCUCUCUCGGCAGAAGAGCGUUCAGACCCACUCGAAGAACGACCAGCGAAGAGAUUGACUACGCACCCUAAUGUCGUCCUGGUCGUGAGACGAGCUGUCGAAUCCGACGUCAAGGUCAAGAAUGCUAGUCUCCAUAGCAGAUACUACCUGGACAAUGCGAUCGAUCCAGAAGAUCCACACGGCAAUCGCUCUGGCAAGAGAAGAUAUGGAGAGCGUGGCUACCGCAACAGAGACUACGGUAACAAAAGACGAAGACGGGACACGGAGGAUGAUGGCUAUGCAAGACGCGGCUCAGGCGGCGAUGCAUUCGAUGAGAACAUGUAUGAUGAUAACCCUGCGUCUGUCGAAGCUCGGAAGGAGCGAAGCCAGAGCUACACUUCAGCAGACGUGGGGAGGAAGCGAGCGCGCACAGGCGACGAGCUAUUCCCGGACAAGGCAAGCGGACGUCUACGGAACCGCAGUGCUUCACCAGAUCGUGAUGGUGAUGGUCGCUAUGGCUUCGACGACAACCAACCUCAGAGGCAACCUGCACGUCCACGUUCACGAACUCCUUCACGACGUGUACUAGACAACCGCGAAGCACGAGAGCUGAUGACGAAAGAACUCUUCCCGGACAAAAAGUCGACAAAUGGCAUGAACGGCCAUGGCGGUGCAGCAAUGGAUCUCUUCCCAACCCACAGCUCUCCUCCGAAAACACCUCGUGAACUCUUCCCCUCACACAAACGGCAAGAAGCGCGGGACAUCGACAGUGAGUAUCGACGAGUAGAAACAGAUCUCGGUGGGUAUUCUUUUGACGGCACAGACGAAUGCGACACUUACAGCAUCUCAGACAAACGACCUCGACGCCAAGAGAAGGGUGAUCUGUUCUCUCGUAUUUCUGGUGGACCGGCCAUCGAUAAGAGCUAUGGCCGUCUCGACGAUCGAUCGGACUCGGACUUCAGCUUCAAGGGCGCGGGUCGCAAGGAUAAUGGGUAUAAUAUACUCGGUGCCAGUGGCGAGACACAGAAGCAAUCUUCAUUGCCUAAAGAGCUAUUCCCACUCAAGGCUGGCAACGGUGGCAGUGGUAAAGACCUUUUCGCUGGCAAGGAUCUCUUCGACGGGAGGAUCAAGGGACGUGGCAGCAGGAGGCGCGCUGAAGACUUUGCCUAG